Messenger RNA from Scylla paramamosain (green mud crab), 1434 nucleotides. Its product is annotated as DNA ligase 1-like. The transcript has 6 exons. The coding region runs from base 381 to 1394 and encodes 337 amino acids. The record is from RefSeq and is a predicted model, not a curated record. Lineage: Eukaryota; Metazoa; Arthropoda; Malacostraca; Decapoda; Portunidae.
AAUAAAGCAACAAGACCACAAACAACAAAAUAAAACAAGCAGACCGAAACACAGUAUAGUGGAGCCGUUGCAAAGACUCAUCCCGCGAAACAUCGUUGGACUGGAUGUAAACAAAGCCACGUUGACGCAUUCCCCCUUUCUCUUUCAAAAGUUGAGUGUUUCCUGGAUGAUCCCACAGCAAACAGAAGCAUAAAGGCAAACAUUGAGAACAAGGAUAAAAAUUUGUCCAAGGAUACAAGAAAAAACAUCUUUCAAGUGACAGUAACAGAGUAAAGAAUAAAAAAAAGCACGCAAUAGUAAAAGCCACAGACAUUAAAAAUAAAACUAAACUUCUACAUAACAAAACAAAUAUUGGAAAAAAUAUUGAGAAAACCAAAAAGAUGAAAAGCAAAGAUACUCAAAAAGCAGAAUUAACAAAGGAGAAAGUUUUGGAAAAUAAAAACACAGCAAAAGACAAAGGCUACACAGAUGAUGGUUUCAAAAUUGCUUCGUCUAUCCCAGAAGAUGACUCUGAUGUGUCUGAUGCAUUUGAGAGUUGCAGUGAAGAGGAGGAGGAGGAGGAGGAGGAGGAUGCCACAACACUCAAACCUCAUCACAGAAAGGAAGAUGACACACCCUCAGCCAAGAAACCUAAGAAAACAGAAGAUGGAUUUAAGAUAGUGACAGAAAUCCCGCCAGACGACAGUGAUGUUAGUGAUGCAUUUGAGGAUGAUGAAGACAGUGUUGACAUGUCAUCAUCAUGUCAGAAGCAGAAAACUGUGGCAAAACCCAUACUUCAGAUCAUGAAUGAUUUUGGCAUUGACAGCAGGACCUUGACAGACAGGAGGGAGAACACGCCAAAGCAGCCCCUCCUCAAGCUGUCAAAGAAACAAAAGAAGUUGAGAAAUAUCCAGGCCAACACAGUGACUCAGGCAGCAAAGGUGAAGAAGCAGAAUGAUGUGCAGAUAUUUAACUAUGCAAACAAAAGAGGUGUGAAUAAGGACAAGAAACCUAAGGAAGAAGAACAGGAAGAUGUGGAACAAUCAUUAACAAAGGAGACACUGGACGAAAAGCAGCUGAAGCGUGUGAGAUACGAUGUGUUCAGGCUGGGUAUGAGUGGCUUCCACAAGGAGAAGAAGGAGGAUACCAGGGUGGCCCUUGCUAUCAAGUUAGGAGCAAAACCACCCAGGAAGAAGGCUGUGAACUAUAAGAAGUUCCAGGAGAUGAAGAAAGAAGAGAAGAAAAGGGAGGCUGAAGAGCGACAGACGAAGCUUAAACUUGGACUGAAGGUCCCCAAACCAUUCAAGAAGAAGGACAAGCCAGUAGUGAAGGCGGCUGCUUCACAGAUUGGACGAUACAAGCAUGGAGUUCAGGUCAUCUCAAAAAGGGAUAUAUCCAAAAUCAGUAAAUCUUGAUGAGCAGAUGAUACUAGAAAUUAAAGUUUAGAUCUUGUGC